Messenger RNA from Vitis riparia (riverbank grape), 3515 nucleotides. Its product is annotated as LRR receptor-like serine/threonine-protein kinase GSO1. Gene Ontology annotation, molecular function: ATP binding; protein kinase activity; protein binding. The record is from RefSeq and is a predicted model, not a curated record. Lineage: Eukaryota; Viridiplantae; Streptophyta; Magnoliopsida; Vitales; Vitaceae. Gene Ontology annotation, biological process: protein phosphorylation.
AUGAAUCAUCUUCAGAAUCUGAAGGUAUUGUCAUUCCUAAUGAACAACUUAACAGGUUCCAUACCGGCCACCGUUUUCAACAUAUCUUCUUUGCUCAAUAUUAGUCUCUCCAAUAAUAACCUCUCUGGGAGUCUUCCCAUGGAUAUGUGCUACGCCAAUCCAAAGCUCAAGGAGCUUAAUCUUUCAUCAAAUCAUUUGAGUGGAAAGAUUCCCACUGGUUUAGGCCAAUGUAUAAAGCUUCAAGUAAUUUCCUUAGCAUAUAAUGAUUUCACGGGAAGCAUACCAAGUGGAAUCGGUAACUUGGUGGAGCUUCAGAGAUUGUCUUUACGGAAUAACAGCUUCACAGGAGAAAUACCUCAAUUACUGUUCAACAUCUCUUCAUUGAGGUUUUUGAAUCUGAUGGCAAAUAACCUAGAAGGAGAAAUACCUGAAUUACUCUUCAACAUCUCUUCAUUGAGGUUUUUGAAUCUGGCAGUAAAUAACCUAGAAGGUGAAAUCCCCUCUAAUUUGUCGCAUUGCAGAGAGCUCCGAGUGCUAUCAUUAUCUUUCAAUCAGUUCACUGGAGGCAUUCCACAAGCCAUAGGGAGUUUAUCCAACCUUGAAGAAUUAUAUCUUAGUUAUAACAAAUUGACAGGUGGAAUUCCUAGAGAGAUUGGGAAUCUUUCAAAUUUAAAUAUUUUGCAGUUAAGAUCUAAUGGGAUAAGUGGCCCUAUUCCUGCCGAAAUUUUCAAUAUCUCUUCAUUGCAAGGGAUUGGUUUCGGUAAUAAUAGCCUUUCUGGGAGUCUUCCAAUGGAUAUUUGCAAACAUCUUCCUAAUCUCCAAUGGCUAUAUCUUUAUCAGAAUCAUCUCAGUGGUCAACUUCCUACAACUCUAUCCUUAUGUGGAGAGCUCCUGUACCUGUCACUAUCAAUCAAUAAAUUCAGAGGAAGCAUACCAAGAGAAAUUGGCAACUUAUCAAAGCUUGAAGAGAUCCAUCUAUAUGACAAUAGCCUCGUAGGUUCCAUUCCAACUUCAUUUGGUAAUUUGAAGGCCUUAAAAUUUCUUAAUUUGGGGAUAAACAAUCUUACGGGGACGGUACCAGAAGCUAUUUUUAACAUCUCUGAACUACAGACCCUUGUGUUGGUGCAAAAUCACCUUUCAGGUAGUCUCCCAUCAAGUAUUGGCACCUGGCUCCUGGAUCUUAAAGGGCUUUUUAUAGGAGGCAAUGAAUUCAAUGGAAUAAUUCCAAUGUCUAUUUCAAAUAUGUCAAAACUUACCAAGCUAGGUUUAUCGGUUAACUCCUUCACUGGUAAUGUGCCAAAAGAUCUCGGUAACCUGACAAAGCUUGAAGUUCUCAACCUUGCAAGCAAUCAAUUGACUGAUGAACACGUAGCCUCUGAGGUUGGUUUUCUUACUUCUUUGACAAAUUGCAAAUUUUUGAAAAAUUUGUGGAUAGGAAAUAAUCCUUUCAAAGGUACUCUUCCAAAUUCACUAGGGAAUCUUCCCAUUGCUCUUGAAAGUUUUACUGCAUCAGCCUGCCAAUUCAGAGGAACCAUUCCCACAGGAAUUGGUAAUUUGACCAAUUUGAUAAAGUUGAACCUGGGAGCUAAUGACUUGACAGGGUCAAUUCCAACUACAUUGGGACAGCUACAGAAGCUUCAGUGGUUGUCCAUUGCUGGAAAUAGAAUACGAGGAUCCAUUCCAAAUGAUCUUUGUCAUUUGAAGGACUUGGGAUACUUGUUUUUGAGUUCUAACAAACUGUCUGCAUCAAUCCCAAGUUGUUUUGGAGAUCUUUCUGCGCUACAAAAACUCUUUCUUGACUCCAAUGCGUUAGCUUUCAACAUUCCUACAUCCUUGUGGAGCCUUAAAGAUCUGUUGGUUCUUAACUUGUCUUCAAAUUUCCUAACUGGCAAUCUACCUCCCGAAGUUGGAAACAUGAAGGCCAUUACAACAUUGGACCUGUCAAAGAACCUAGUUUCAGGUCACAUUCCAAGAAGGAUGGGAGAACAACAAAAUUUGGCUAAACUCUCCUUGUCCCAAAAUAAACUACAAGGCCCAAUACCUAUAGAAUUUGGUGAUUUGGUAAGCUUGGAAUCAUUGGAUCUGUCCCAGAACAAUUUAUCUGGAAUCAUUCCCAAGUCAUUAGAGGCCCUUAUUUAUCUCAAGUAUCUAAAUGUUUCUUUCAAUAAACUACAUGGAGAAAUUCCGGACGGGGGACCUUUCGUAAAUUUCACUACUGAAUCGUUCAUUUUCAAUGAAGCCUUGUGUGGAGCACCUCAUUUUCAAGUCAUAUCAUGUGAUAAAAACACUCGCAGUCAAUCAUGGAAGACACAGUCAUUCGUCUUGAAAUAUAUUCUACUACCAGUCGGAUCAAUAGUAACUUUAGUGGUUUUCAUUGUUUUGUGGAUACGUAGACGAGAUAACAUGGAAAUACCAACUCCAAUUCACUCAUGGCUCCCUGGAACACAUGAAAAGAUUUCACACCAACAGCUUCUUUAUGCAACAAACGACUUUGGUGAAGACAAUUUGAUUGGGAAAGGAAGCCAGGGCAUGGUAUAUAAAGGGGUAUUAUCUAAUGGCUUCACUGUUGCUAUAAAGGUUUUCAAUUUAGAAUUCCGAGGAGCCUUGAGGAGUUUCGAUUCAGAAUGUGAAGUGAUGCAAAGGAUUCGCCACCGAAAUCUUGUCAGGAUAAUUACCUGUUGCUCAACCGAUUUCAAAGCAUUGGUGCUCGAAUAUAUGCCUAAUGGAAGUCUUGAGAAGUGGUUGUAUUCCCACAACUAUUUUUUGGAUCUCAUCCAAAGAUUAAACAUUAUGAUAGAUGUAGCAUCAGCAUUAGAGUACCUUCAUCAUGAUUGUUCGAGCCUUGUGGUGCAUUGCGACUUGAAGCCCAGUAAUGUUUUGUUAGAUGACGAUAUGGUUGCACAUGUGGCCGAUUUUGGGAUUGCAAAACUCUUGACUAAAACAGAGUCUAUGCAGCAAACAAAGACCUUAGGCACAAUAGGCUAUAUGGCACCAGAGCAUGGCUCAGAUGGGAUAGUAUCCACAAAGAGCGAUGUUUAUAGCUAUGGGAUCUUGUUGAUGGAAGUAUUUGCAAGGAAGAAGCCUAUGGAUGAAAUGUUCACUGGGGAUCUAACCUUGAAGACUUGGGUAGAGUCAUUAUCCAAUUCAGUGAUACAGGUUGUUGAUGCUAAUCUAUUGAGAAGAGAAGAUGAAGACCUUGCCACAAAGCUAAGUUGUUUGUCCUCUAUUAUGGCUUUAGCUUUGGCAUGUACAACCGAUUCACCUGAGGAGAGGAUUGAUAUGAAAAAUGCGGUAGUUGAACUCAAGAAGAGCAGAAUCAAACUGUUGAUGUAAGGAUUAUUUCAAAAGAUGGGAUGGAAGAUGUCAAUAGUUCAAAGGAAGCCAAAAGUCGGAAGUUGGAGCUCGUUAAGAGUACACAAAGCAAUAUCCCAGGCACUGUUAAGUAUAUGUCAUGGUUCUACAUGUUUAAUUUCUUUGGUAUUUUUCACAUGACAACUAAAUGUGAAAAAAUCAUU